AUGGCCCCCCCAAAAGUGUUUGUAAUCGGCGGCACUGGUGCUCAAGGCAUCCCCGUUAUUCGCGGCCUCGUUCAAGACGGGGCAUACAGCGUGCGAGCGCUGACUCGGGAUCCCAAGUCCCCUCGUGCAGCGCAUCUCCUCUCUCUCGACAACGUCGAGCUGGUCGAGGGCACGUUUGCCAACGAAGCCCAUCUCCGCAAAGGCCUGGACGGGUGCGAGUUUGCCUUUGUCAACAUUGAUGGCUUCAAUGCCGGGGAGAAGACGGAGAUGUUCUGGGCGGUGCGGGCGUAUGAGCUGGCGGUCGAGGUGGGCAUCCGGUUCUUCGUGUACGGCAACCUGGAUUACGCCUACAAGAAAGGAGGGUAUAAUCCGAUGUUCCGGACGGGACACUAUGAUGGUAAGGGAAGGGUGGGAGAGUGGAUCUUGCAGCAGACGAAGGCGAAUGGGGAGAGAACGGGGGCAGCUUUAUUUACCACUGGCCCGUAUUUCGAGAUGGCGCUCGGUGCUGGCACACCAAUGUCCCCGUCCAUCGAAGAUGGCAUCGUCACCUGGCGUAUGCCGAUAGGCCAGGGAGCGAUCCCGUUCGUCUCCCUUGACGACUGCGCCUACUAUGUGCGCUGGCUAUUCGACCACCAAAGCGAGGCCACCGGCAUGGAUCUAGAAGUGGCCGUCGAGCACGUCGAUCCUCGCGAGAUGGCCCAGGCGUUCACGAAAGUGACAGGCGAGCCCGCGCGAUAUGAGGCCAUCGAUCUGGACGCCUUCUGGACCACGACUCCUUUUGGGCGGUCGGCGGAGUUGCCGGCUGGAUACAAUGCUGAUGCCAGCGAUCCGGCCACGAUGAACAUGCGCACCAACUUCUCCGGUUUCUUCAAUUGUUUCAAACACUCCGCCGGGAACACGGGUGUGAUUCGGAGGGAUUAUGCUUUGCUCGAUCGCAUCCACCCGAACCGCAUUCGGAGUGCGGAGGAGUUCUUCAGGAGGGAGGAUGAGAAGAAGCGGGCCGCUGGGUUUGAUGGCAUUUACCACACGGUGCAGAAUCUCAUACCUGUCUUGAAGGUGAGGGAGGACGGAAGGAAGGGCAUUCUCUGAGAGGGUUACUUUGCUGGUCAGAGGACAAACCCGUGGU
Molecule: messenger RNA, 1126 nt
Organism: Neohortaea acidophila
Lineage: Eukaryota; Fungi; Ascomycota; Dothideomycetes; Mycosphaerellales; Teratosphaeriaceae
Exons: 2
Coding region: 1-1089 (362 amino acids)
Source: RefSeq, a predicted model, not a curated record